Molecule: messenger RNA, 906 nt
Organism: Asterias rubens (European starfish)
Lineage: Eukaryota; Metazoa; Echinodermata; Asteroidea; Forcipulatida; Asteriidae
Exons: 5
Coding region: 312-674 (120 amino acids)
Source: RefSeq, a predicted model, not a curated record
UCGGCCCAACUUAGGGUCUUGGACGUCGCGUUUUCCUGAUGAACUUUACUCGUAUGUUAGUCGAAAUUCUCACCACAACUAGUCAUGUGCAUUCAGAAAUGUUUCGUCAAAAGUUGCACUUGUUUAAUUGUUGAUAUUCUAAAAGACUUUAUGGCCAAGUGUUUGGGAUACAACAGCACACACGAAGUAUGCAAUGUGUAUCUGUUGUCACAUGGCUGCAAUGUUUAACUAAAACCUGAAGUCACUUCAACAACCAAAUCAAUGUUGGUCCUGUCUCUGCAUUGUUUCAACAACAGACUUUUCAAAGCCAAAUGAACUUCAGGGUUGAGAUCGAAGGAUCUGGUGGCUGUAGAAAGCUUCCACUGAGUCACCGUAGGAUGGGACGCAACCUUCAUAACCGAAGCCGAACGAAAACAUGGAGCCAUCGAAAACAAAACAAAAGUGAUCCUAUCUUUGUGCCGACGGGUCUCAAGAGAAUGUGCCAUGGUGUCAGAUGUUAUCUGUGGAUGUGUGGUUUGUGGACGUACAUUGGAGUCCUCGCUGGAGUCAACGCCGGAUUCAGACCUGUUAUUGUUCAAGAGGAUGUCUUAGCAAGCAACGGUGCACAGAUGGCAGCUCUGGGACACCGUAGACAACAUCGUAAUGAUACAAGUAUUGAGGUUGUCUCAGAUUGAGAAGAAUAUUUUGGUGAUGGCAUACACCAAAGUUGAUGAUGUAUUCAGGACGGUUUUUGGACUGUGCAACACCAGCUGAAGGACUGUGUCAAGUAUAGCCAGAUGACUCUCCCGGCCCUACAAUUUCAACCGUUCAAGUGACAGAGCGAUGUAGAGUAAAACCAACACACAACUUGGCUAAGAUGGCAUCUUGAGGCAUUAAAGACUCUUUGGACUGACCACUAGCUAAAGA